ACCUCGAAGACGGACAUUCUAUACAGUCUAGGUAUGGAUUCAUAACGGGGGUCGCUAAUGCGCGUGUUUUUGCGUGGUUAUAAUGCAUGUGCCCAAAAGGUUCUUGCAACAGUCAAGAGCAUGAACGUUUGCUUGCGGGUGAUGUUCGAAGCUGGGCAAUACUGCUAAGUCCGAUCCACGCGGAAUGUCGAUCUGUCGGAUCUUCCGCCUGGCUUGGAACCUACUUGGAAUCUUUGCAAAUAUUGCCAUAGAAACGCUUCAACGACCUCCAUAUUGUAUUCACACAACACUAGUGCAAUGAAUGGGUUCGCAGCACGGAUUAAGAUCUAAGAGCUCACCUUGACCUUAACAUUCUGACGUCAGAGUUCCAAGACGCGGUGUGGAACUGUGAUAAUGACGAACUCGAACAAUUCAGAGCAAGAGAUGGGAAUACUGUAUGGAUGUCAAUGACAAAGUCCAUGACAUAGCAAGACUAAGCAACUUGGUACUUCGUAUUUAACCGCGGAACUUCUCCUCAUCCUCGCAAACGUCAUGUCGCUCCCAUCUAAGACCGCAGAAUACUACAUUGCUAAGCCCGAGGGAAUUGAGCACCUCACCUUCAGGGAGGCACCACUCGCACCUCCGAAGUCUACAGAGGUUCUUGUUAAAAUUCAUGCUGUCUCUCUAAAUUAUCGCGAUAUUGCCGCUGUUACGGGCACAUAUCCCGGUCUCAAGCCUGAGGUAGUUCCAUGCUCUGACAUGGCAGGCGAGGUCAUCGCCGUUGGCAGCGAAGUGAAGGACUGGAAGAAAGGCGAUCGUGUUACUUCCAACUUUUGCGUCGACCACCUUUAUGGUGACGUUACGAAAGAAAUCCUGGACAGUGCUCUCGGAGGCCCAUCCGACGGAACGCUCACUCAGUACAAGAACUUCCCUGCACACGCCCUCCUUCGUGUUCCGGAGUAUUUGACUUAUGAGGAGACGGCCACGUUACCUUGUGCAGCUGUUACCGCUUGGAAUGCACUCCUUGGACCCGUGCCUCUCAAGGGCGGAGACACCGUUCUCGUCCAAGGUACCGGAGGCGUAUCCAUUUUCGCUCUGCAAAUUGCCGCUGCGAUGGGCGCCACUGUCAUCGCUACUUCGUCGUCAAACGAGAAGUUGCAAUUGGCAAAGAAACUAGGUGCAACUCACCUGAUCAAUUAUAAGGAACAUCCCGAUUGGGACCAACAGGUCUUGAAACUCACAGGCGGAAGGGGCGCUGACCAUAUCAUUGAGAUCGGCGGACCUGGUACACUUCUCAAGUCCAUCUCUGCCGCUCGCUAUGCCGGAUGGAUUCAUAAUAUUGGUUUCCUCGCUGGUGAUGACGAUCUGAAAGGUUUAACAUUCAAAUUACUUCAGAAAGGCGUUACCUUCCGUUCAAUCCUCAUCGGUUCGCGCACUCAAUUCGAGGAUAUGAACCGUCUUUUUGUGGCUCGUCAGAUCCACCCUGUGGUUAACAAAGUGUUUACAUUCGAACAGGCUCAAGAGGCGUAUCAGUAUUUGUUGAGCCAGAAGCACGUUGGGAAGGUCGUCAUCAAGGUGGCGAAGGAUUAAGGGAUUAAAGAAAGUCAAAAAUUAAAUCAUAGGAAGUCUGAAGUUAUGUAUCAUAGUGGUAUGUUUUGUACAACAGUCUCUCCUACGGUCAGUCGAUGGACUUACUGAAUUCGAGACCUCCCCCAAUUAGGUAUUGAAUGAUUGAUACUCAUCACCACCAUGUUCCUCAGUCUGUGCUGUGUUGCUUGCUUAUUUUGCAUAAGUAUCAUCGCCUCUGUCAUUCAGCUGGAUCUAAGCACCACGACCUUCAGCUUUCAGCGACAUGAAUACGUUUCUACAUAUUAUUAUUAACGCGAGCCGACCCUGAACAUUACAAGAAUGGGAGCACCAAUGUUUCAUAUUCCGCAGGGUACGGAGAAGUAUAGUGACGUGUAACGAGCAUUGGGUUCACUUCGGAAUUAUAUCUCACUAGUUGUACCCGGCAAGACUGCAUAACUUCUACACGUGCAGAAUUUUGAUG
This is a messenger RNA of Somion occarium, 2029 nucleotides long. Lineage: Eukaryota; Fungi; Basidiomycota; Agaricomycetes; Polyporales; Cerrenaceae. The record is from the annotation of a GenBank genome assembly.